This is a messenger RNA of Microdochium trichocladiopsis, 1863 nucleotides long. RefSeq names its product phosphatase 2C-like domain-containing protein. Gene Ontology annotation, molecular function: cation binding; protein serine/threonine phosphatase activity. The coding region runs from base 1 to 1863 and encodes 620 amino acids. The transcript is spliced from 2 exons. Lineage: Eukaryota; Fungi; Ascomycota; Sordariomycetes; Xylariales; Microdochiaceae. The record is from RefSeq and is a predicted model, not a curated record. Gene Ontology annotation, biological process: protein dephosphorylation.
AUGUUUGGCGGCGGUAGUUCCAACUCAGCAACUACCAAGUCUGACUCCGGCACUGCAGAGGCGACGACCAAGUCCAGCGGGAAGUCACCGUCCCCGAAUCGUAAUGCUGACACACCUACCACUGGUGGCACCCCGAUAAAACCUGCGGACUCAGCUCUCGCUGGUGGUGAGAAGCGCAGCGGCAACGGCAGCCCGCCAGGCCGCGGCAACAGCGAUGUCCCCAGUUCGGAGAAGAAGCGGAGGAGUAGUGGCGUGAGCAGUAAAGCGAGCAGUCUUAUCGCAAGCGCCAAGAACACACUCAAUUUCUCUCAGGUUAGCCGAUCAAACUCGGACGUCAACACGCAGACUCCCCUACAGAAACUGGGCAAGCAAGACCAGACUCUUGCAGUACCCCAGGGCCAGCACAACAACUCGGCUGGCGAAUCUCUUCCUGGAGCACGUUCUACGUUUCGAGUUGGCGUUUGGGAGGAUAGGAACAGGAAAUGCAGACGCACAAUGGAGGAUACCCACGCGUUCCUGUACAACUUUCUCAACACCCCUGCGCCUCUGAUUGCGGCCGAUUCCAGCAGCAGAAGCAGCAAAUCCGGCACCUCGCAAAAGUCAAAUCCCGAAGACGAGGCGCCAUCAGAAGGGGCGGCGAACCAAGAUAUCGUUGAGACGGACAACGGGUACUUCGCCAUUUUUGAUGGUCACGCCGGCACGUUUGCUGCAGACUGGUGUGGCAAGAAGUUGCACCUGAUCUUGGAGGAGAUCAUACGAAAGAAUCCGAAUGCUCCAAUCCCCGAACUCCUCGACCAGACUUUCACAAGUGUCGAUGCCCAGUUCGAAAAGCUGCCGUUGAAAAACAGUGGAUGCACGGCCGCUGUUGCAGUCCUGCGCUGGGAGGACAGAGUACCUAGUUCGACUUCUGCCACCGGCUCGCAAGCUAUCGCCGCUGCAGCGGCUGCGGCGUCCAAGGCUGCAGAGACAUCAAAGCCCAAGGAUGGUAAGGCCGACGACGAGGGUAGCACAAGCGUUGCUAUCCCAGAGUCCGCACAUGCUAAGCUGAAGCCGAGUGCAGUGCGACAACGCGUGCUCUACACGGCGAAUGUCGGCGACGCCCGAAUCGUGCUCUGCCGCGCAGGCAAGGCCCUCCGCCUGUCCUAUGAUCACAAGGGCAGCGACGAGAAUGAAGGUAAACGCAUCUCCAACGCGGGUGGUUUAAUUCUCAACAACCGCGUUAAUGGCGUUCUUGCUGUCACACGCGCAUUGGGCGAUACCUACAUGAAAGACCUCGUGACGGGCCACCCCUACACAACCGAGACAGUUAUUCAGCCUGAGGUGGACGAGUUUCUCAUCAUCGCAUGCGAUGGCCUCUGGGAUGUCUGCUCGGACCAAGAUGCUGUAGACAUGGUUCGCGAUGUCGCAGAUCCUGUCUCGGCCUCAAAAAUGCUGGUCGACCACGCACUUGCUCGCUUCAGCACGGAUAAUCUGUCGUGCAUGAUUGUCCGCUUCGACAAAGCAGCACUUCUCGAGAGCCAAAACAACAAGGACAACGCUAUCGGCGUCGAGGGAGACCUAGCAGACGCAGACGGCAAGGUUAGCGAGACGGAGAAGAUUGUUGGCUCCACUAAGCUCAAGAUCGCCGAAGGUGGUACUCCUGCUAUUGGUGUUUCAGCCAGCAACAGUGGUCGUGGGCACGAUCCCGCGCCAAUUGAGGACGGGGAGUUCAAGAAAACGACUCUUGACGGCCCAGUUGUGGAAGAGCCUACAUCUUUGGAAGAAGUGGAUGGCGUUGUUGUCAACAAAACUGCAACGCCCGAGGCUAGUAGCUCAGAGGAGGUCUUCACAAAGACGGACUCGGCCAAGGUGACCGUAUCAUGA